Racocetra fulgida is the source of this 397-nucleotide messenger RNA. The record is from the annotation of a GenBank genome assembly. Lineage: Eukaryota; Fungi; Glomeromycota; Glomeromycetes; Diversisporales; Gigasporaceae.
AUGAAUUCACAAAAAGAAAUAUGCAAAUGUAAUACCUGUUUAAUUAUUAAUCCAAAUGGUCGAAUACUUAGUAAAAGAAUUAAACGUCAAUAUGAAAAAGCCAAAAAAUAUAUAUACGAUAAGAAUGGUAUUAUUAUCAGAAAAGUAUAUUCUAAAAAAAAAAGAGUUAACAAAUCAAAUAAUCGUAAAAAAUCACAAUAUAAUGAACAACAAAACUUAGAAUAUAAAAAUUUAGAAUAUGAAAAUUUAGAAUUAGAACAAUUUGGAAAUUUAGAACAGAAUAAUUGUUUAGAACAAUAUGAAGAUUUAGAAUAUAACGAUAAAUGUUUAGAACUAUAUAAUGAUGAAUUGAUAAAUUACGAUUUAGAUAAUCAUAAUUUAGCUCAAGAUAUUGAAG